Seriola dumerili (greater amberjack) is the source of this 969-nucleotide messenger RNA. Its product is annotated as ephrin-B2a-like. NCBI's taxonomy places the organism in Eukaryota, Metazoa, Chordata, Actinopteri, Carangiformes, Carangidae. The record is from RefSeq and is a predicted model, not a curated record. Gene Ontology annotation, molecular function: ephrin receptor binding. The coding region runs from base 1 to 969 and encodes 322 amino acids. The transcript is spliced from 5 exons. Gene Ontology annotation, biological process: axon guidance; blood vessel morphogenesis; ephrin receptor signaling pathway. Gene Ontology annotation, cellular component: plasma membrane.
AUGGGGAGAAGCGCAUGGAGCUGCGGUGCCGUGAUCCUGCUGGCCAUCAUUUGCUGGUGUCGUGCCGCCACUCUGGAGUCCAUCCACUGGACGAGUUCCAAUGCAAAGUUUACUCCAGGUCAGGGUCUGAUCCUGUAUCCUCAGAUAGGGGACAAGAUGGACAUUGUGUGUCCCCGGGCAGACGCUUCCUCGGGGGGGAGCGAGGAGUUCUACAGAGUGUACCUGGUCUCCCGAAGUCAGAUAGAGAGCUGCACCAUCGAUAAGACGGAUACACCCCUGCUGAACUGUGACAAGCCUCACCGGGAUGUCAAGUUCACAUUCAAGUUUCAGGAGUUCAGCCCCAACCUGUGGGGUCUGGAGUUUCUCAAGGGGAGGGACUAUUAUAUCACCUCCACUUCUACAGGGGCUCUGCAAGGUCUGGAUAACACCAAUGGAGGGGUGUGCAGAACUAAAUCCAUGAAGCUGGUGCUGAGAGUCGGCCAAAGCUCCUCAGACCCACCUUCAACACUCCAGGAGUCCCCCACCAGAUUCCCACCCACACGACCAAAGCCCAAGGCCAAGGACACCUCUGCAAAAGAAAAUGCCGCAGGAUCAGAAACAGGACAAACAAACCCCAGCGGCGGCUCUGAGUCAGGACUGUUCAUGUGGGUUUUCUCUGGCUGUGCGAUCCUCCUUCUGGUCAUCAUAGUUCUGCUGGCCCUGCUGUGGAGGUACCAUCACCGUCACUGUGUCCCUGAGAGCCAGCAGUCAGCCUCCGUGUCCCUCAACACUUUGGCUGUGCCGAAGCGGGACAGCAUCAGCAGCGACAACAACGGCUCAGACCGCAGUGAUGUUGUCUUUCCUCUGCGAGCUUCUGACAGCAUGGUGUGCCGUCACUACGAGCGUGUGAGCACCGACUAUGGGCCCCCUGUGUACAUAGUUCAGGAGAUAACGCCGCAGACUCCCACCAACAUCUACUACAAAGUCUAG